GAACGAAUCGAAAUCGUUUCUAGAGAGAGAGAGACGAAACGAUGUCGUAUCUUCUACCGCACUUGCAUUCCGGCUGGGCUGUUGAUCAAGCGAUUCUAGCUGAGGAAGAGCGUCUCGUGGUCAUACGUUUCGGCCAUGAUUGGGAUGAAACCUGUAUGCAGAUGGAUGAGGUGCUGGCGUCAGUUGCUGAGACGAUAAAGAACUUUGCGGUUAUAUAUCUGGUGGACAUAACUGAGGUUCCAGACUUCAACACCAUGUACGAGCUCUACGAUCCUUCGACGGUUAUGUUCUUCUUUAGGAACAAACACAUUAUGAUCGAUCUUGGAACUGGUAACAACAACAAGAUCAACUGGGCUAUGAAGGACAAGCAAGAGUUUAUCGAUAUCAUCGAGACCGUCUUCCGUGGUGCAAGGAAAGGUCGUGGGCUCGUGAUUGCUCCAAAAGAUUACUCCACCAAAUACCGCUACUAAUCGGUCUUUCCAACACGUUGCCCGUUGGAGUAUGUUAAAAAAAACAUUGGAUCAAAACUCUUUCCAUGUUAGAGUUGUUCUGGUCAAGGUGAAAUAUCCUAUGAACUUGUUGCAGGUAUGCUUUGAUAUGAUUUGUGAUGCUUACUCUUUUCGGCUGUUUGGCCAUUUAUAAUGUAUGCAGUUGCUUCAAACAUGAAUAGCCGAAAUGAAUGUGUUUAUGUUUAACGUGUA
Messenger RNA from Raphanus sativus (radish), 701 nucleotides. RefSeq names its product thioredoxin-like protein YLS8. NCBI's taxonomy places the organism in Eukaryota, Viridiplantae, Streptophyta, Magnoliopsida, Brassicales, Brassicaceae. Gene Ontology annotation, cellular component: U4/U6 x U5 tri-snRNP complex; spliceosomal complex; U5 snRNP. The record is from RefSeq and is a predicted model, not a curated record. Gene Ontology annotation, biological process: mRNA splicing, via spliceosome. The transcript has 3 exons. Bases 42 to 470 code for a protein of 142 amino acids.